UUUGACUCAGUCUUGAGCGCUUGAGCGCUCUGGCUCAGCUUGAGAACUCAUUCGACAAAUAACCGUGACACGCUGGUUCGCUGAAACUCGUUCAUCUUACGAUUGAAGGGCACAGGGAUACUAUCCUACUACUUAAUAGUGGACGCAAGUUAGUGUCCGGAAUUUGCACUGAGCCCUUUGGACAACUUCGAGAUUCCGAGAGCUCCUCCAUGAUGAUGGUUUCCACUUCCACAGACAUUAUUCCUAGGGGCAAAACCACCCUCGUUGAGCAGUGUCGCACAGACAUAGACAAAGAUAUCGCUGCACUAGUUGCGUCCUUGAGCAUCCUUCGCUCUCGCAGGAAUACUCUCGCCUCUGUAUUUUCACUUCCGCCCGAGAUUCUUGUGACGAUCUUCACAUACACUGCAGAAGAUGCGAAUUUCAACAUUUAUGCGGACAUAAUACCCCGCAGUACUGGUACUCCUACUUCAAUGAUAGUCACACACGUCUGUAGGCACUGGCGCCAAGUCGCCCUCGAGUGCCCGAGUCUUUGGACAUUUAUCGACCAUCUCCCUGUUCCUUGGAUAGCUAUAAUGCUUGAGAGGUCGAAGGAAGCUGCUUUGGUUGUCAAAUACAGUAUACCGCCCGCACUAGAAUGCUACAUAGUGGGGCCACUGAUGCAACCUCUUUCGCAGUUGCCUCGAAUCGAAGUCCUCAAGUUGCACACAUACUCAAAUGUUGUUCAUCACGUGUUUGACUGCUUGUCAUCGCAGCCCGCGCCGUUGCUUCAGCAAUUCAGAUACGACGUCCUGGGGAGCUAUGAACCGGUCACGACCGUAUCAGAGACCAUUUUUCAAGGACACGCCCCCCUACUUCGGAGUGUUGAGCUGGAUGGAUGUCUCUUCAUCUUGACAUCGCGCACUUUUAGCGGGCUUCAAACUCUAGAUUUGAAGCAAUAUGAUCCUCCUCAUCUUACCCUGUCGCAGAUCCUCUCAGCUCUGAGACGUAUGCCUGACUUGGAGCUGCUCGCACUUAGGCUGUUACGCAGAAUUUCCGUGGACACCGAGCUCUUCGACCAAGUUCCACUCACUCGGUUGAGAAACUUAGCGUUUGAUGGCUGCCAAAUCCAAAACGCUGUAUCUCUCUUCUCACAUCUUGUCCUUCCCGUUGAUGUCAAGAUCGCUCUGUCCCUCACAGAGAUUGAAAGCCCACAAAGCCUUUCUGAUCUAUUUUCUGCCAUCCACAAGGAUGCUGAUGCAUCUUUUCCCAUCAUCCGGUCCCUGUGUGCCAGUUUUUCGCACAAUAUAGUCGGUGUCCAAUUCAGCACGUCAUUGGCGCACAAAUCCGAGUAUUCGUUGAACAUCCGUGACAGUGAUAUACGACUCUCCAUCCAACUCAGAGGCUUCAGCAACCCUGCCAUCAUAUUUGACAUGUGUCGGAUGGUCCCCCAUUGCAAGAUCCAAGGCUUGUCUAUAUCAACCUCCCUUAGGCUUUCGCAAAAUUUCUGGUCUGCAGGGUUCGCCGACCUUCUGGAGCUCGAAAGUAUCUAUUUGAAAGGGACACCCAUUUCAGGCUUCGUCCUUGCGCUCACGACUGUAGACGUGUCUGUAGCCUACCCCUUUCUCCGUACUCUGGAAUUUGAGUCUAUCGACAUCGGAUCCGAUGAACAUAAUGGUCUUCAGGAGAUUGCCAGAAGGCGAGCCAAAGGUGGUGUUGACAUACAAAAACUCAGAUUAACGAGGUGCUGGAAUGUGACGGAAGCAAAUGUGCAGCUCCUUGAGAGUGUGAUUGGAGAUGUUGAUUGGGAUCCUGUGAAGAAGAGGUGUUGAUACGGCGACUGCGUUUGUCCCACAAGCUUGGAUGAAGAUUUGUCUGCCGCCUUAGACAUAUACUAUAGUACUAUCUUUCAUCUCCGUCACGGCUAUCGGUCGACAGCAAGCUGUCCAUUGCAUCAUGUUGCUGUUUGCUCUUUUGAAGGCUCAGCGCAGCGCUCAUCGAUCAUCGAUCCUCGUGUGGGUUUGGCUAUUUGCAACACAUGUUAGUUGAUCAUAUAUCAGUGGAAGCCAGCCAGCCGCCGGUCGGCUCGAGUCUCACGUGCGCUGAUAUUCCUGACCCCAGUGAUGCAUACAUACAUGGGUAUCUGAGGCGCGGUCAGCCGUAGAGAGUUUUUGGCUCUUUGGUACGUGUUAAUAUUAGCAUGUUACAUGUUAUAUCACAUAUUUUGCGUGUGAAACUCAAGGCUGUGCAACUAGUACUU
Messenger RNA from Suillus subalutaceus, 2236 nucleotides. RefSeq lists its product as uncharacterized. NCBI's taxonomy places the organism in Eukaryota, Fungi, Basidiomycota, Agaricomycetes, Boletales, Suillaceae. The transcript is spliced from 3 exons. The record is from RefSeq and is a predicted model, not a curated record. The coding region runs from base 210 to 1808 and encodes 532 amino acids.